Molecule: messenger RNA, 1536 nt
Organism: Aspergillus homomorphus CBS 101889
Lineage: Eukaryota; Fungi; Ascomycota; Eurotiomycetes; Eurotiales; Aspergillaceae
Product: hexose transporter protein
Exons: 11
Coding region: 1-1536 (511 amino acids)
Biological process (GO): carbohydrate transport; transmembrane transport
Cellular component (GO): membrane
Molecular function (GO): carbohydrate:proton symporter activity
Source: RefSeq, a predicted model, not a curated record
AUGUCUGCAACCCCCAAAUGGACCGAUGUCGCCAACAACACCAAUCCUAUUUGGUAUAAAGAUGCGUCCUUGCGUCGGAACGUGGCCCUUGGCCUGGGCCUCUACCAAUUAGGUCUUUUGAGCGGAUUCCAGGCGAUGCCUUCCUGGCAAAAGUACUUCAACAACCCUAAAGGCGCGCUACUGGGUAUCUAUGCAGCAUCGUUCUUCAUUCCAUCGAUUUUUACCGCAUUUGUUGGCGACAUGAUUUCUACAAAGCUGGGCCGUCGCUGGUGUAUUCUGAUCGCCAACGCCAUCCUUCUGGUCGGCGCCCUUGUCAACACUUUCGCAGUGUCCGUGGGCAUGUGGUGCGGUGGUCGUGCAAUCAUGGGCACUGGGGUCGGCAUAGUCAAAGUUGCAACUCCGGUCUUGAUCCAGGAGAUUGCUCAUCCCCGGCUUCGACCUAUCCUGGGCUCCUGUUACCAAACUUUCGCCUACAUGGGCAUUGCCUUUGCUGCUUUCAUGACAUUCGCUGGACUUUAUGUGCCUGGUGACUGGGGAUGGCGAUUCCCUUCCAUCCUCCAGGUAGUCGGUCCCAUCGCAGUCAUAACCGUUGUGCUAAACUGUCCCGAAUCCCCACGUUGGCUCAUCAAGAACGGACGAGCUGAGGAAGCGCACAACAUCCUCGCCGCUCUUCACGCCAACGGCGACAGGGACGACCCAUUGGUUCUCCUUGAGGUGAAGGAGAUUACGCAAGCCAUCGAACGUGAAAGUCAUAUGCAGAAAGCGUCAUUCUUGGACUUCCUGCGUACCCCAGGGAACAGAAGACGCUUGGUCGCUCUCAUAGCAAUGGCCUGUUCCCUCAACUGGAUGGGCAAUGGUAUUAUCACAUAUUUCCUGUCACCCAUCCUCAAGUCUAUUGGCAUCACCGCACCGAUUCAGAUUACUCUAAUCAACGCCGGUCUUGCUAUUUGGAACCUGAUUCUGGCCGGAAUCACUGCAGUGUUCUGUGAUAAAGUAGGCCGUCGGCCAUUGUUCCUCAUGUCCAUCGUCGGGAUGUUGUGCUCCUAUAUUGUGGUCAUGGGCUUGUCCGCAGGUUUUGCCAACACCAAGAAUCAUUCGAUGGGAGUUGCAGUAAUCCCUUUCUUGUUUAUUUACUUCGGAUUCUACGACAUGGCAUUCACUCCUCUUCCGGUCGCGUACACUGUCGAGAUCUUACCCUUCAGUAUCCGAUCCACGGGCAUGGCUCUCUUCACCAGCUUUGCCACCCUCGGAAACUCUUUCAACCAAUUCGUCAAUCCCAUUGCGCUCGGUGCCAUUGGCUGGAAAUACUACGCCGUCUACGUCGCUAUUCUCUUCUUCUACCUCGGUCUGGUCUAUUUCAUGUUCCCAGAGACCAAGCGACUCUCUGCUGAGGACGCGUCCCGAGUCUUCGACUACGACCGCAAAGGCCGUCUUCUGGGUAAGGUGAAUGAUGAUCAUCCUGAGAAUGGUGUGAACCAGCCGGAAGAUGAGGGGAAAUGUGCGGUGUCAGCGAUUGAGAACCGGGAAAAACCUUAA